GCGCCGCUGUGCUCCUCCCACCGGCCGGUCCCCGAGGAAGGACGUUCUAGCCGGCCGCCUACUCGAUGGUGGGGCCCGGGGCCACCCGGGCCCUGGGCGCUGCCACGUUGGAAGCCGAGGGUGGGAGUCACGGCUGCGACAGCCCCGGGCACUGCCAGAGCCGGGCGAGCUCCGCUGGGCAGAUGCUGGAAGUGCGCCCGGGGCUGUACCUGGGGGGAGCAGCGGCUGUGGCAGAGCCGGACCGCCUGAGGAAGGCGGGCAUCACGGCGGUGCUGACGGUGGACUCAGAGGAGCCUGACUUCAGGGCGGCAGUUGAGGUCGAGGGUCUGCGGAGCCUCUUCGUGCCGGCGCUGGACAAGCCCGAGACCGACUUGCUCAGCCAUCUGGACGGGUGCGUGGCCUUCAUUGGCCAGGCCCGCGCCGAGGGCCGUGCGGUGUUGGUGCACUGUCAUGCAGGAGUCAGUCGAAGUGUGGCUAUAAUAACUGCUUUUAUGAUGAAGACUGACCAACUUACCUUUGAAAAAGCCUAUGAAAACCUCCAGACUAUCAAGCCAAAGGCUAAGAUGAAUGAGGGGUUUGAGUGGCAAUUGAAAUUAUACCAGGCAAUGGGAUACCAAGUAGAUACCUCUAGUGCAAUUUAUAAGCAAUAUCGUUUACAAAAGGUUACAGAGAAGUAUCCAGAAUUGCAGAACUUACCUCAGGAACUUUUUGCUGUUGACCCAACCACCCUUUCACAAGGAUUGAAAGAUGAGGUUCUCUACAAAUGUAGAAAGUGCAGGAGGUCUUUAUUUAGAAGUUCUAGCAUUUUGAAUCAUAAUGAAGGAAGUGGUCCUAUAGCUUUUGCCCACAAGAGAAUGAUACCAUCUUUCAUGCCAACCACAGGGAGUCAGGCUCAAUGUACAUCUUAUUUCAUUGAACCUGUACAGUGGAUGGAAUCUACUUUGUUGGGAGUAAUGGAUGGACAGCUUCUUUGCCCCAAAUGCAAUGCCAAGUUGGGUUCUUUCAAUUGGUAUGGUGAACAGUGCUCAUGCGGUAGAUGGAUAACACCUGCUUUUCAAAUACAUAAGAAUAGAGUGGAUGAAAUGAAAAUGCUGCCAGUUUUGGGAUCACAAGCAAGAAAAAUAUGAACUUGUGACAUUUAAUAGCUGGGAAAGAAACAAGCUGAUGAGACAGUGUGAUGCAGUGAAGAUAGUGCUGAAGUAGAAUUCAGAGAGUGGGCUGUAGUAAUUCUGGCUCUACUGAUGUCUAUCUUUCUGGAGUAAGCAAGUCUUUUGAAAAUUGAGGGUCAGAUUUCUCCUUUGCAAAAUGGGAUUAACACAUGCUCUGUGCUCCUGACAAGUUUGUUUUAAAGAUUCUUUGCAUUAGCCUUAAUUCUUUCCUACAUAAAAUAGUAUCUACAUCUGGGUUUUUAGAGGAUUUUUGUGGUAUAAUACAAGUAAAGAACUUAAUAUAGUGCCUAGCUGGUAGCAUUAAACAUUUUUCCUUAAAAUAGCUGCAAUUUACUGAGAAUUUACCAUGUGCCAGUCACUAUGCUAGGCAUUCAAUAUGUAUUACCUAAUUUAAUCUUCCCAACGACCCUAUGAGAUAGGUCAUAUUAUUCCCAUUUUAUAGGCAAAAUUGAGGCUUAGAAAGAUAAGUCACUUGGUCAAAGUUACAUUGCUAGCAAAUGGUUGAACCUAGAUUAGAACCAAGGUUUGGUUUAUUCCAAAAUCUGAGCUUUUAACCUCUGUCUCCUAAAGUUUGGGUUUACUCUUCAAGGUGAUGAUAUAAAGACGUUACACUGAAAAUGUUAAUCAGAUUGUAAAAUCUAAUAGUACUGAUGAAAUGCGGUUUCAAACCAAGUUGUAAGUUAGUUAGAUAGCCCACCAAUAUUUACAGAGUUCUGACAAGAGUACAGAUUGAGGCCCACAUACUAUUUGUCUUAAUAUUUUAAAAUCAAGCUACCAAACUAUUAAAUGUUUUAUUCUUGUAUCUUGACAAAUAUACCCUCAUAAUGACCUGGAAGGUAAAGAUUUGGAUUUACAGUUCCCUGACUUUGUGGAGUUCUAUGAUGGCAAUGUGAGGAGAGUUGACCCACAGACUGCCUCCUUUCCACACCCCUGGAUUUGUUCAUAUGCCUGGUGCAUAUGUAUAUGUGGACUCCCCAACUCACAUUUCUAAAUUCCGUCUACACCCAAGGAUUCAUUCAUCAUACACCAUUGGCACAAUUCACCCAGGAAGUCAGAGGCCUGAGCAAACCUUAGAAGCAUGCUGGGGGCUAUUUGGGUACGUCUAAAAGGGCCGUGUGUUCUGGAUGGCGCAUCACCUUGACACCAUGGAUUCCUGCCCUGUGGGAAGAGACAGUGCCAAAUGCCAGAGCAGAGACCUCUCAAGUGUGGAUCUAGGCAAGGAGAUCCUUUAUGUCCCUAGACAAAAACUCUUUUAAAUUUCAUUUCUCUUUCAAGGGUUUAUGUUGAAAGCAAAUAAAAAAUUAAGAAAGGAUUCAGUAACAUUCAACAUUUUUUAAAAAGAAAGCAUGGUAACUAGAAUGGAAGGAGUGAAUAAUCAGAGUAUAUAUAUAAAAACCCUCAACCACAGAAAAUUUCUUGAUGAAAAUUGAAAAUGAAAGUUUUGUAUUAAAAAAACUACAGAAAAAAAUCUUAAUGGUAAAACUUUCUGGAACUUUUAUUUCAAAGUUGGGAGCAAGUUAUAAUAUACCUACUCACAUAUCUACCUUCAGUACUGUACUAGAGGUCCUAGCCAUUGCAAUAAUAUAAGGGGAAAAAAGGGUUUAA
Molecule: messenger RNA, 2774 nt
Organism: Manis javanica (Malayan pangolin)
Lineage: Eukaryota; Metazoa; Chordata; Mammalia; Pholidota; Manidae
Gene: DUSP12
Product: dual specificity phosphatase 12
Biological process (GO): protein dephosphorylation
Cellular component (GO): nucleus
Molecular function (GO): protein tyrosine/serine/threonine phosphatase activity
Source: RefSeq, a predicted model, not a curated record